Ciona intestinalis (vase tunicate) is the source of this 2067-nucleotide messenger RNA. Lineage: Eukaryota; Metazoa; Chordata; Ascidiacea; Phlebobranchia; Cionidae. The record is from RefSeq and is a predicted model, not a curated record.
GAUUUUCUCUAAAACAUUCAAAUUCUGAAGGUUUAGAAAUGUAUUACGGAAAUAUGAUAAUCAGUGCUAUGAAUGACGUCACAAUUACCUGGUGGAUCGUCAUAUCCGCUCUGGCGCUCCUAGCGGUCAAGAUGGUGGACGAUAACUCCAAGAGGAAAAAAAGAAGUCAAAAUUUUCGCUCUCCUCCUGGGCCAAAAGGUUACCCGAUUUUAGGAAUUUUUCCAAGUCUGAUAAGAAAGCCCGCCCAUAUUGUGUUUGGGGAAUGGAGUAAAAAAUACGGGAAUGUGUACCAGUUUACACUCGGAGCUGGGACUUCCGUUGUUUUGGGAGACACAGCAACAGUGAGACUCGCUAUGCUGGGAAAAUCACCGGAUUUUGACAGCCGAUGCCAGUGGAGAUAUUGCUUCAAUAAAAUGUUCAGAGGUUUAUCGGUGCUGCCGUAUUCGUUCAAGUGGGUUAACACCAGGAGACGAACGCUUACUAUAUUGCGUAAUAUCGGUAUGGGAAGGUCGCUUAUGGAAGGAAAAAUACACGAGGAAACACAAUGUUUAUUGAAGUGUAUGUUGGAUUCCAGCCAGGACGGAAAAGUUAAUUUUGAACCACGUGACAUGCUUCGUCGCGCUCCAAUGAACACCAUUUGGUCCAUUUUGUUUGGCAAAAGGUAUGAUUAUAGCAACCCGUACCUACUGUACGUUAUGAAUACUGUGGUGUGGCUAGUUGAUUUCUUAGCCAAGGCAAGCGUGUUUGACGUUCUACCAAGCAGCUUGCGACACCUUGCGGGAUUUAGUUUGGAAACUUUCCACAACAAGCUGGAGACGUUGCACGCCUUUAUGACAGAGCGUGUAGAUGACCAUGCAAAGUCAUACGAAAGUGACGUCACAAGGGACUUUGUUGACGCGUGGAUAAAGGCGAAAAAAGAAGACAAGUUGAAAAUCCAGGAUUCGGAAGAUUCAAAUGACAUCAGUAGUCUUCCAGAUGUCAUCCAGGAUCUUAUCGUUGCGGGAGCACAUUCGACAGGAAUCGUUUUUAACUGGGCGGUCCUGCUACUUGUUCUAAACAAAAAGGAACAAGAUUUGUGCUAUCGAGAAAUUAUGGAUAAUGUUGGACCUACACGUGAAAUAAGCAUGUCUGAUCGAUCCAAGCUUCGGCGUGUUGAUGCUGUUAUGCAUGAGUGCAUGCGUAUAGGCACUGUACUGCCGUUGGUGGCGCACGCUACAGCAAGGGACACUACGAUUCACGGCUACAACAUAAAAGCUGGGACAGAAGUCAUUUACAACAAUUGGUUUAUAAACCGGAACGAAAAAGUGUUUCCGGAUGCAGAGAAAUUUAACCCCGAUCGUUGGAUUAAAAAAGACGGCAGUUUUCGGAAAGAACUCCUGCAACACUUUUUUCCCUUCGGAAUCGGUAAGAGAUCGUGUGCUGGAGAAUCGUUAGCAAGAGCUAAUCUAUUCAUCGUAGUUGCUACGUUGCUACAACGCGUAGAGCUAUUACCUCCAGAUGAAACAGCUUCACCAGAAAUGCUUCCUGAAGUGAAACACCAGUUCGGUUUACUUGCAGAAUGUAAGCCAUUUCUUAUGCGGGUGCGGUGUCGUCCAACUUUCGUUCCAUCUCAGUGAUUUCCCACGUGACACGUCCCACUUCAGCGCCCUGUACUUAACCCCCCGAACUCAAAUUGAUCGUAUUUUUAUUUCGGUGACGGGUAGCGGUAGUUUAUAUUAUUGUAAUUUUUCCGCAGUGUUGUCCACUGCAUUUUAACCACACGUGCAUAGUUCCAAACAAAACCGCUAUUUUAACCGGCAACACUGAAAAAUGUAAUUAAUUUAUUACGAAAAAAACGUUUUUCAAGAUUCUAAUCCCAUAUAAAUAAGCUUUUUUUAACGUUUGUUUUAGACUUUGGUGCUUUGUUUUAUGUUUUAUUCAAAUAGUUAUUGUUGUAGCCGGUUACAUUUUUUUUAUAAAUACUGUUUUAAAGUGUAUAUCAACUGUAAAUGUGUAAUUUACUACAACUAUUCGUUACGUGUCGAUUACCUUAAUAGAUUACAAUAUACCUUGAACUAGUUGAAUGGA